Molecule: messenger RNA, 1416 nt
Organism: Symbiodinium pilosum
Lineage: Eukaryota; Dinophyceae; Suessiales; Symbiodiniaceae
Source: the annotation of a GenBank genome assembly
AUGGGUUCGAGCUGGAAUGAUUGCUUCCAUCAGGAAGGAGCACGCCUAUACCGUCGAGACCCAUGUGCCAGAGAGUGUGAUUUCAAUUCAUCCUGGUGCAUACUGCAUCCUCCGCUCACGCCACCUCCAGCUUUCUCGGCACCGAAGUUUAACGAGCUGAUCAUUUAUGAGCUUCAUAUUGGCAGCUUUGUUUCCGAAGCGGAUGAAAGAAGAGCCUUCGCGGCUACAGCUGAGAAGCUUGAGCACAUAGCAUCUUUAGGCUUCAACUGCAUUCAGUUCAUGCCAACAGCCGAGUUUGGUGGCAUUUGGGGAUACAACUCGCGCCAGCUUCUGGCAGCGCAUGGUCCUUGGGGCUCAGCCGCCGACAUGCACACGAUGGUGCAGCGUGCGCACAGCCUCGGUAUGGCGGUGCUCUUUGACGUUGUGCUCAACCAUGGCUCGUCGAAGAUGAACGUGCUGUGGAACUGGGAUGGAUACGGACCGGACAACUGUGGAGGAAUUUAUUUCGAGGGUGAGAAGGACACGCCUUGGGGCAAGCGCUUUGCAUUCCACAAAGCAGAAGUGCAGGAUUACUUGAAGCAGGCAUGCCGGACUUGGAUUGAAGAGUACGGUGUGGAUGGCCUGCGAUUUGACUCAGUGCACAACAUGCCCUGGUGGCUUCUGCAGCAGCUCACGUUCGAGAUUAAGGCGCACUAUCCCGAGAAAAUCCUCAUUGCGGAGAUCACGCCUGAGAAUCCAAAGGUGCUCUCCGACGCAGGGUUCCAUUCAUGCUGGCUGCACGCGACACAUUUUGAUUCUGUAAAGAUCAUGAAGGGUUCGGACGGUGGGGAUGAUCCCCGCAAACGUCUCGGCAUGCUGAAGAACAUGGUUGCACCUCAUGGGUUUGGAAACAUCGGUGGUGUGCAUUCCCUACUUGGAUCGCAUGACCAGAUUGGUGACAGACACAACGGAAACCAGGACGGGCAUGGGACCCACCGUUACUACGUCAGCCGUUUCGGCGGCAAGGGCAACUGGCACGCCCGGGCGCAGUGCCGUGCUUGGUUUGGAUUUCAGAACUGCUGUAAAGGUCUUCCGAUGACCUUUAUGGGAACGGAGAAUCUCCAAGAAGACUGGUGGCAUGUCGAUAAGCACCACCGUCUGAACUGGGGGCUUCUUGAAGGUGGUGAUCCGCAGACGGCUGAAAUGCGUGCAUUUGUAACGGCUUCCAAUAAGCUUCGGCUAUCCUGCGAGGCCCUCACCAGGGACGAGAUCAAAAUUGUGCAUGAGGAUGGUGGCAGCACCGUCUUUGCAUUUAUGCGCUGGACGCAGGAGACAGCGGCUCUGUGCAUUGCGCAUUUGGCCGACUCUCAGUGGGAAAACGACGGCUACGGGGUCAACACUGGCUGGGGUGGAGGCCCUCUCCCGCUGCGCUGUUGA